AUGGCAAAAAGAAAACGUUCUGUGAACGAUGCUCCAGGCCCAACCCGUGGCAGGAAGGCAAAAGCAUUGCCUGCACCUUCGUCUCCUUCUUUUAAUUCCUCGCAACCCGUAGAGCCUGCUGUUCCAACAUACCCAUACAAUUCCGAGACUGGCAUACCAUUAACUGAAACCAAGCCCAAUUAUGAAUUGCUUGAACAGCGAUUGCCAUUCAAGGAAAACUUUUCUUUGAGCCAUUCGCUGGCUCGGUCCCGUAACAAGUGGCUUUCUGGUGCAAUGUUUACAAAGUACUGGACGCGUCCACCCCGAGGCCGUAAAUUACAGGAAGGCGAGGUUAAUGCACGCGAAAAAAUGUCAAAGCUUUGCGAAUGUAUUAUGGUAAUUGGCCCUCAUAUUUUUGAGACCAAGCUGUUUAUUGUCAAGGAUGAUCCAGCUGAUGCUCUCCCUGAUUCUAAACCUGAAGAUGAAGAAAAGGCUUCUGUAGCUUUAACUCAACCAGAGACUGCUCAAACAGACGCGCCUUCUACUGCCGCUUCUGUAACACCUAAUCAAGUUGUCAAAAAUGCAGAACCCGCCAAUUUACAAAAAUCUUCUGUCCCACCAGCAAACAAUCCACCUCCUGUUGUGGUACCGCCUGUUUCACCCGCAUCUAAAGCUCCGGUUCCAACUCCAGUACCAGCAUCAACAUCGGCUCCAGUACCAGCAUCAGCUUCAGUACCAGCACCAGCUCCAGCACCAGCAUCAGCUCCAGCACCAGCAUCAGCAUCAGCUCCAGCACCAGCUCCAGCACCAACUACGGCACCAACUACGGCACCAGCUCCAGCACCAGUUCCAGCUCCAGCACCAGUUCCAGUUCCAGUUCCAGUUCCAGUUCCAGUUCCAGUUCCAGUUCCAGUUCCAGCUCCAGCUCCAACACCAACACCAGCACCAGCACCAGUUCCAGCUCCAACACCAGCACCAGCACCAGCACCAGCACCAGCUCCAGCACCAGCACCAGCUCCAACACCAGUACCAGCACCAGCUUUAACACCAGCACCAGCACCAGCACCAGCACCAGCACCAGCACCAGCACCAGCACCAGCACCAGCUCCAGCACCAGCACCAGCACCAGCACCAGCUUCAGCACCAGCUCCAGCUCCAGCCCCAGCUCCAGCCCCAGCCCCAGCUUCAGCCCCAGCUUCAGCCCCAGCUUCAGCCCCAGCUUCAGCCCCAGCCCCAGCAUCAGCAUCAGUUCCAGCCCCAGCUCCAACUCCAACUCCAGUACCAGUUCCAGCACCAGCACCAGCUCCAAAUACAAGCUCGGUUCCACCUUCGUCUACUGCUGCAUAUCCCAUAGUCAACUCGCUCAAAGCUGCACCUGCUUCUGUACCUUCUCCAAAACCACCAGCUCCAGCAGCUUCACCUGCGGUGAAAACACCAGUUGCUCCAAAACUUUCUGCUCCGAGAUCAUCCCUGGUUAGUUCUGUUCCUGCAAUUGGAAAUGACCAACAAAAACCACUAGCUCCAAGUGUACCUUCAACUCCUUCCAAACCUUCUGCACCUCUUCCGGUUGCUGAUAAGGUUGCUGGGGUGCCACCACUUAAACCGGCAACAACACCUGCGGUAAUUCCCAAACCUACAGCAAUUCAAGCGGCACCUGCAGCAACAAAGCCUAUUAAUAAACCUGCUACAGCUCCUGUUGGAUCAUCACCAGCACCUUCGACACCAGCCAAACCAGCCCCUGGACCCAAUUCAAUUACCUCCAACCCGGAAAAUGUUCAAACAAUUCUUAAGCUUCAGGCAAUUGCUCGGAUCGACAAAUCUCUCAAUGCUUUGAUGAAGAUUGUGGCCAGUGGAAGUGCCUCUCACCAACAAAUUACUGAAUUCCAAGGGUACAUUAAUCGCGUCAGAAUGAUUGACUUGGAAGAUAUUCCCAAAUAUUUUACUCCAGAGGGCCCAAAGUUCCCUCCAGACAUGCAAUUUCGCAAACCUCCCCCACCUUCCACUCCUAGACCUGCCGCAUCAACAGGGCCUUCAAAUACGUCACCAAUAUCUCGAAACACGCCAAUUGCUCCUAACCGGGCUCUACCAAGACCGACAACAGCAAAUCUUACAGCAUCGCCUGCUCUUCCGUUGCAAUCUUCUAUUCAACCAAAUCCUCUUAGUUUGACACCUGGUAAACGAGGACCAAAUGCUCUGAAAACCAAAAUUUCCAAACCCCCUAAGCCGGUGAAACCUCCUAAGGAAAAGAAAAUUAAGGAGCCCAAAAAGAAAGAUACAGAGGGGAAACCGGGAUGGGGGAAGAAGAAAAAGGAACCAACUAAACCAAAGUCAGUUUACGUUUCGAAAAAGCAGCAAAAGAAAGUCACAAUUGUUUUUGAAUUUAAAGACAACCCAGCUGACAGAUAUAUUAUCCCUAAAAACUCCAUGAUUGAGAUUUUACCGACAAAUGAAGUUCUUGUUUCGUUUUUCUUGACAUUUCCAGAGGGCGGCCGCAUCUCAACUUCAAAAGAUCUGGGACUGUCAGGAAUGAAAAUGACACAUAUCAAGACCGAAAGUGGACUAGAUGAAGAGAUGGAAAUCACUGAACGACCUAGCACUAUUGGUGGUCUUGCAAAUGAAGAGAACCGCACGCCUACACCACCCCUAUCUACUGGAGAAGGGCUUUACUACCCACUUACAAUAACCAUUCGCGAUAUUCCAGUCAAGUCGCUUCCCUUGUUAGAGCGCUGUGUGCACAAGCCCCACGACGUGUACCAAAAUAUGCAAAGCACAAUUGACACGGGGAGACGUGCCAAAGACUGGUGGGUUUGGUUUGAGAUUGACCGUCGGGACGAGGACUUGCUCGAGCAGCUUAUACAGCCGGCCAAGCCUCCUGAGAAUAUGUUUGUGCCUGCACGUGUGCGUGUAUACAAGAGCAAGAAGAAGAAUAAACAUUCUGGAGAUCAUGAUGAGGAUGAUAAAAAGAAUGACGGCGGAGAGCUGAUUAAAAUAGAGGAUGACGAUAUGGAUGUGGAAGAAGAUCCAGAAAAAAAGGAAACGGCGACAACAAAAGCAAGCGGAGACGCCACAGUGACUGAUGUUCAAGAUGCUGGCACUAAAGCUAAUGUCAAUGAAACUUCUCCUGCAGCCGUCAAUAAAGAAAAGCCUGAAGAAAAGGAGCUGGCUGUUGUUGCACCUCCUGUUACUUCAGUUGCUUUAUAA
This is a messenger RNA of Magnusiomyces paraingens, 3180 nucleotides long. RefSeq lists its product as uncharacterized. Gene Ontology annotation, cellular component: Swr1 complex. The record is from RefSeq and is a predicted model, not a curated record. Gene Ontology annotation, molecular function: ATP-dependent H2AZ histone chaperone activity. NCBI's taxonomy places the organism in Eukaryota, Fungi, Ascomycota, Dipodascomycetes, Dipodascales, Dipodascaceae. The transcript has a single exon. Gene Ontology annotation, biological process: chromatin remodeling. The coding region runs from base 1 to 3180 and encodes 1059 amino acids.